Messenger RNA from Phyllostomus discolor (pale spear-nosed bat), 3435 nucleotides. RefSeq names its product dystrobrevin binding protein 1 (gene DTNBP1). NCBI's taxonomy places the organism in Eukaryota, Metazoa, Chordata, Mammalia, Chiroptera, Phyllostomidae. The coding region runs from base 179 to 1207 and encodes 342 amino acids. Gene Ontology annotation, biological process: neuron projection development; negative regulation of protein kinase activity; regulation of synaptic vesicle exocytosis. The transcript is spliced from 10 exons. The record is from RefSeq and is a predicted model, not a curated record. Gene Ontology annotation, cellular component: neuron projection; synaptic vesicle membrane; plasma membrane.
GGGCGGGGCGAGAACGCGAGAGCCCGGACGAAACGCGGAAGGGGCUGCGGCGCGGGGACCUCGGCCGGGCCGGGGGCGGGGCGGUCGGCGGGAGCGUGGAGCUCUUGGGUGACAGGUGCGCGGAGCCGAGGCAGCGGCGGAGGUGUGUGACCCGACGGGAGGAGACACGGUGGCGGCGAUGCUGGAGACCCUGCGGGAGCGGCUGCUGAGUGUGCAGCAGGAUUUCACCUCCGGGUUGAAGACUUUAAGUGACAAGUCAAGAGAAGCUAAAGUAAAGAGCAAACCAAGGACUGUUUCCUCUUUGCCAAAAUACUCUGCUGGACUAGAACUACUUAGCAGGUAUGAAGAUACAUGGGCUGCACUUCACAGGAGAGCCAAGGAAUGUGCAAGUGCUGGAGAGCUGGUGGACAGUGAGGUGGUUAUGCUUUCAGCACACUGGGAAAAAAAGAAGACAAGCCUGGUAGAGUUACAGGAGCAGCUUCAGCAGCUUCCAGGAUUGAUAGCGGAUUUAGAGUCCAUGACAGCAAAUCUGACGCAUUUAGAAACUAGCUUUGAGGAGGUAGAAAAUCACCUGCUAAAUCUGGAGGAUUUAUGUGCACAGUGUGAAUUAGAAAGACACAAACAUACACAGUCCCAACAACUGGAAAAUUACAAGAAAAAUAAGAGGAAGGAACUUGAAGCCUUCAAAGCUGAACUAGAUGCAGAGCACGCCCGGAAGGUCCUGGAGAUGGAGCAUACCCAGCAAAUGAAGCUGAGAGAGCGGCAGAAGUUUUUUGAAGAAGCCUUCCAGCAGGACAUGGAGCAGUACCUUUCCACAGGUUACCUGCAGAUAGCGGAGAGGCGAGAGCCCAUGGGCAGCAUGUCGUCCAUGGAGGUGAACAUCGACAUGCUGGAGCAGAUGGAUCUGAUGGACAUAUCUGACCAGGAGGCCCUGGAUGUCUUUUUAAGUUCAGGUGGAGAAGACAAUGCCGUGCUGUCCCCUGUCUUAGAGCUGGAAUCAAGUACUGGUCAGAAUGAAAUCACUCUUCAGGUUGCAAAUCCCUCUGAAUUGCGAGCCCAGUCACCUUCCUCAUACUCCGCCUGCACUGACCCAGCCACCCAGGACCCUGGUGAAGGUGGGGAGUCCCCUGUCGUUCAGUCUGACGAGGAGGGAGUUGAGGUGGACACGGCCCUUGCCACUUUACACACCGAUGACAGUGACUCCUAAACCCGGCACCACAUUCUCUGGGCACCUUUGAAGGAAGACUCAGCUGUGCACAGAACCCCUCGGUGAAGGCAGGUGGUUUGAUGGAGACUCUUAGUUUUCACACAGUUGCCAGUGAUUUGGGAGAAACUGACUGCCAGAAGAGCUAACAAUAAAGUUCGAGGACUUUAAACUGAGAGAGUGCAUGGCCCGUUUGUUCAGAAAGGCUUCUAAACACACAUACCCUCCAGGCUUUAGCAUGCAGGAGGGCAGCUCAGUCCACCAGGCCAAGAAAUGUAAGGCUUUUCUUCAUCUCAUCUUCUCACUCCCCUCUCGACUCCCCAUCCCGUGUGGGGCAGGGCUGGACCUCAAAGUGUAGCCGCCUCAUCAGUUCAACACUGAAGAAAAAGCCCUUCGCAGACAGAAAAUUCAGCUUCCUCUAAAACAGAACUGUAGACACACUCAGCUCUAAUGAAAGUUGGGUUCUCAUCUGAUUUUUACAGAAUUAUUAACAGUUCAAGUAACCCCUACUUUAACUCUGGAACACACAUCUGGGCCCAAAGGAAAUGAAAAUAAGCAAAUCAAUAUGCCCUUCUCACCCCUGACAAGGAACGGCUCCCACAGAGAUGGGAUUUUCCCUUUCAGCACUCCUCACAGCCCAGCUCCUAGGGGGAGAGGAAAGCCCUACUCACCCAGCCAAGGGGCAGCUACAGGUGGGGAGGUCCCAGCCCAGCUGGCUCUCACAGUGUUACUUCCUGUGGAGAAGGGCCACUAGCUGGACCCCAGUGGGCCCCACAGAAAAUAAGAGGGCAAACAGUAGGCAUUUUGUUUUGCUUGAAGGGGAUUCAAACCACCACAUGGAAAGUGAGAAAGAUCAAAAUGUGUUGUCUGUGCAGCUCCCUGGCUGGGGUGGGGGCGGGGGGCGGUACGUGGAGACUCGCACCCUCUGUCCAUACACUGGAAAAGAAAUUGCUCAUUUCACUCACUCAUCUUCCACAGACAGAUAUCCAAAAAACUUUGUUUUUAUUAUUAAACCUUGUAGUACAAACCUGAAAAGUAAACAAAAACUGGCAAUAAACAACAUGAAGUCUUCCCUCCCAAGGGAGGAGUGCAGAGCAGCGCUAAUAAAUUAAAUGUCAAACUGUAAGCCAUAGGCAGAAGUUUACUGUCAAAAAGAGGGAAAGUACACAGCAAGGCCAUAAAAACCGGACAACCACAUUGGAAAACACUUGACUCUGUUUAUGUCAUUGUUAAAUAUUCCAAAACAGUUCAGUCUUCUGCAACAACAACCAACAAAGUGGAUCACAGGACGCUCCUGACAGUCCCACUGGCAAGCUCAGUGCAAUAUGGGUAGCUACGGGAUCGAUGAAUCCAAUUAUGAAACAAAGAACAGCUUGUGAAAACAGUUUCCCUUCUUUAUUCCACACAUACUGUACACACAACCGGAGAAGGGCAACAGCUACUCCAUUAUUAUUUUUUUGUUGUUGUUCAGUGAUGUAAGCAGCACUUAUAAAUGUUACAAGAAAAACCCUGUAAGCAUCCAAUCCAACCGAUGAAGAAACUGAAAUGUAAGGCUUUUCUUCAUCUUGUCUCCUCACCCCCCUCCCCACCCCCACUGAGAAAAAGGCUCAAGUAUUUAAAACAAUUUACAGGCAUAUGUACAAAAGGAUGGGCUUUUUUUUUUCUUUUUUUUUCCUUUUUGUUACAACAUGAAGAGAAAAAAUAGACAAGAUGAGCGCAAAUGCAUUUUCACAUUCAAAAAGAACUGCAGACCUCCUAGUGGCUCUAAAUGUGAUCAUAAACGAAACAAAUUUAAAAGAGAUUAAUGCUGACUUGUGAAGGUGUGAACGACAAGCAGUGAGGUGAAGAUGGAAUGUUAGAAAGAUUGCACGUCUAUGACAGAGAAGCACUUACGGCUUCAAUCACUUUUAUUCCUUUUUUUUCCCCUUAAGGAUGCUAUUGAAGGGUUUUUUGAUAAAGUAGCCAACAGCACCAAAAAAUAACAGAAUGGAUUUCCUAAUGAAAUCAGGCACAGGUUUCCGCACGUGACCCCUCCAAGGCAGGCAGGCUUUUUCUUCUCUCUCUUCUCCUUUGUCCUUAAACAGAUGCAUAGUGAUGUGCUGGUACAGAGAACCUCGUCACUCAGACCUCCUCACUUUGCCUAUGGUUAGGAAACAACGUCCGCCUUCAGCUGCCGCAACCGCCCGAAGAAACAAGAUGGGGUUCUCCGGUUUUGAAAAUCACAAACUCAU